Macrosiphum euphorbiae (potato aphid) is the source of this 1050-nucleotide messenger RNA. The record is from the annotation of a GenBank genome assembly. Lineage: Eukaryota; Metazoa; Arthropoda; Insecta; Hemiptera; Aphididae.
AUGAUUAUUGUGGUGUGGUUUGUAGCACUAGUCGUGUCAUUGGCUCCACAGUUUGGAUGGAAAGACCCGGAUUACCUGGACCGUAUUAAUAUUCAACAGCGAUGUAUGGUCAGUCAAGACAUUGGCUAUCAGAUAUUUGCCACAUGUUCAACAUUUUACUUGCCUCUACUGGUCAUCUUGUUUCUUUAUUGGAAGAUAUUUAAGAUAGCCAGGAGAAGGAUUCGCAGAAGAAGAGCUCAAAGAAACGCAAUGCUAGAACAUUCGAGGUUGAAAAAGCCGGCGGACGAUGCGGCCGCCUCUGCCGAGCCCAAAAAAUGCGGUUUCUUCCGGAAGGCCGUUUUCCUGCGGAUCAAAAAGAAGAAGGAAGUGGAAGAGACGGCCGUGUGCUCGAGCAUCGGUCUGAUCGAUGGCCAUUCGAGCUGUUCGAUGCCCGAGUCGUCGCAGGACGGCGGCGGGGGUGGCGGUGGUGGACAGUCAAAGGCGGGCAACGGCAGCGGAAGUGGUGGAGGAAGCGUGGGCGGAAGUGGUGGUGAAGACAAGACCACCGCGUUCACGAUCACUACGAACCACGAUCAUGGGGCCACGUCAGCAGCACACCAUCACCACCACCACCACCAUCAACACCACCAGCACCAAAAUCAGCUCCAGCCCCCGGUGAUCGAGGACGACGGGCCCACCAUCACGGACCCGUCGGCCGGCCGGCACACGGUCAUCGAGAUGAACGUGAAUAGGGUAUGCGUUCCGGCGCCUGCUAGGGUGAAGACGAAGCGCGAGAAGAAGGAGUCGCUGGAGGCGAAACGCGAACGGAAAGCGGCUAAGACAUUGGCCAUCAUCACUGGGGCGUUCGUCGUGUGUUGGCUGCCAUUCUUUAUCAUGGCCCUGGUUAUGCCCCUGUGCCAGGGGUGUGUGAUCAACGAGUACGUGUCCAGCUUCUUCCUGUGGCUGGGUUACUUCAACUCCACCCUGAACCCGAUCAUCUACACCGUCUUCAGUCCCGAGUUCCGGUUGGCUUUCACCAAAAUGAUUUGUGGCACGACGUAUAGGAGAUAA